Molecule: messenger RNA, 1432 nt
Organism: Salvelinus fontinalis (brook trout)
Lineage: Eukaryota; Metazoa; Chordata; Actinopteri; Salmoniformes; Salmonidae
Gene: snapin
Product: SNAP associated protein
Exons: 4
Coding region: 40-429 (129 amino acids)
Biological process (GO): regulation of synaptic vesicle exocytosis; intracellular protein transport; synaptic vesicle exocytosis
Cellular component (GO): synaptic vesicle; BLOC-1 complex; BORC complex
Molecular function (GO): SNARE binding
Source: RefSeq, a predicted model, not a curated record
UUUACGUUUCUUGUUAUCACUUCUGGAUCUGGAAGAGGAAUGGCUGCCCUAGCCGUUGUGGAGACACCGUCAGGGAAAGAUGCAAUUGCAGAGGGACUGCUUGGCCUCUUGAAACCAGCUGUCCAGCAGCUUGAUCUUCAUGUGCACUCAGUGAGGGAAAGCCAGGUGGAACUACGAGAACACAUAGACAAUCUAGCCACAGAGCUGUGCAGGAUAAAUGAGCACCAGAAGGUAGUGCUAGACCUGGACCCCUAUGUGAAAAAGCUGCUGAAUGCAAGACGCAGGGUGGUGCUUGUCAACAACAUACUACAGAAUGCUCAGGAACGGUUGCGACGGCUCAAUCACAACGUCGCCAAAGAGACAGCGCGUCGGAAGACCAUGCUGGAGACCUCUGGAGCGUUCACGCCUCGGUCGCCCAGUAAACCAUGACCAGUAAACCAUGCCCCACUCCUCAGCUUGGAAAAAACUGCUUAAUAACAACACUGAGCUUGUCUGCAUGUGUCCUGGACUGAAUAAAGUUUUCACAAACUCUCCACUGGGGUUGGGCAGUAUCCAGAUGUUCAUACCGUUCUUGUACCAUACCAGGAAAUACGGUAUUACAGUCAGUGCGCACAAGGGGCGCUAUUAUUUUCAAACAUAUUAAAAUGUUUACGGGGGGAGGUUGGGGUCCCAACAAGUUACCAGUGACAAGUUCUCUUUCCAAUCUCACAGAUUAAGGCAAUACUCAGUUUACCUGCUGAAACGCCAACCUCACAUCACUGCUUUGUGCUAUUGUAGCAACGUGUACGUGUCUUGAGUAGUCAUAAACUACUAAUUUACAAUAAGCCAAAGGCAAUUGGAAUCAGGGGUGCUUUGCUUCAAAAACGUACACAAACUUGAUCAAAUGUUAAGAUUGUGCAAACUGAAAUUGGAAUCGAAAAUAAAAAUCUAAUAAUGCAAAGAAAUGUGUUUACACUGCUGGAGUGCUUUGUGUCUACUGGUUUUUACAACCCUCUCUAUUUCCAGAAUAUGUGUAUGGAUGCCUCUGCAUUCCAUUCAAAGCUAUGGCCACAGAUAUGUAGUUGAUGGAACCUGUUCUUCUCUAGGGUGAAGUAUUUUUGUCACUGUGGACUAAGUAACUAGACCCGGCAAUACAAAGUAGUGCAGAAAAAAAAGCUGCAAGGAAUGUACGGAAACAGAACCGUCACUGUUUCACGCUUCUAGCAGCAACUGAUAUGCAACCAUGCCUAAUAUGGUUUGUCAAACCUUUUUUUCUCGAUGUCAAAUCAGGUAUUAUUGGUCGCAUACACAUAUUUUGCAGAUGGUAUCGCAGGUGCAGCAAAAUGCUUAUGUUUCUAGCUCCAGCAGUGCAGUAUUACCUAACCAUACAAAAUAUGUUAAUGACAACCUCUGUACUUUAGUUGCUAUUGAAUAAAACAUAAGUAUCACCAUU